AUGGAUUCAAAUUCUGGCUCUGCGUCAACCACGCCAGACCUCGACCUGAACGCUCUCGUUCUUUCCUCUCCGCCUCGCAAUCCAAAUGAUUCUCUAUAUUCCUCACCUGAUCAAUAUUUUCUCGAAGACGAAGAGGUAUAUUUAGAAGACUAUGACCAGACAAUCGACAAUCAUUGCUUUGCUGAAAUCGGAGCUACCGUCAUGAGCGACGGUGAGAAAAUGUCUUCAUACGGUCCCUUGGCGGCGUUUCCCAAGCUGUCUUCUAUCGAACAAAAGCCAAGCGACGUUGCAAAUAAUUUAUGCUUACCGGUUGUGCGAAAACGAAAAGUGGAUGAAACAAGCGGAGAUUCUAACGAAAAGACAGUCGGAUUGGGGCGGAAAACAAGUGUAAAGAAGAACAAACAGUAA
Molecule: messenger RNA, 408 nt
Organism: Paraglomus occultum
Lineage: Eukaryota; Fungi; Glomeromycota; Glomeromycetes; Paraglomerales; Paraglomeraceae
Source: the annotation of a GenBank genome assembly